AUGGCUAGACACCAACGACUGCAGCUGGCUUGUUGUGUGCUUCUUCUGGUGGCGGUGGUUGCUCCCUGGCUGACGUGCGCGCUCAGCUGCCGGAGCGUGGCGGCCGGCGGCGACUGGCAUCUCAACAGCACAUGGACCGGGUGCGGCGGCGGCCUCCCCGGACCCGACGACGUGGCCACCAUCGGUGGGUCUUCGCAGCAAGCGGACGUCACCAUCGCCUCAGGCAGCGCCCCCGUGCAGGUUGCCGCGGUCCUGGUCAACUCUGGCCGACUUCUCAACAAAGGUGAGCUGCGUGCGGCUUACGUGCUCGUGGAAACGGCGGCUCUGCUGUCUACCGGUAAACUGGCCGUGGCAGGCAACGCCACGCUGAUCGUGGACUCUGGCGUUUUGACACACUCAGGCAGCCUCUCGCUCAACGCCUCGGCAGAAACCAACGGGUCCGCCUACUUGCGAGUCUCCUCGUCGCGCGUGGCGAUUGACGGCUCGCUCUCCGUGUUGAGCACGGCGAGCGGCUAUGCGCGGGCCAUUGUCGCGAGUUCGCGGGUCACCGUCGGAGGUCGUCUUACGAUCACCGGUGGCUUUAGCUCCGACGCCGCGACCGUCGACUCGGACCUGCUCAACGAGCUCGCCUCCGGUUUGGGCGCCGAAUCGUCAGCCAUCAUAGUCAAGGGGGAUGUCAGCAUCACCUCGCACUACGGUCAAUCAGAAAUCGGUGGCGGUGCGACAGGCAACGUUGCGCUCUGGGCGCAGGGAACGGACUUGACCGUCGGCGACGAGCUGGCCGUGCAGUCGGCUGACGCCGGCGCCGGCGCCAACAGCGGGUUUGUCGAGCUGGCUACCGCCCAGGACGUCGACCAGCCAUCUGGCAGCGGUCCCGUCUCGGUCAGCAACAUCAUCGUCGGAGGCGUCGUGUUCGUGGAAUCGGGCGACGGUGGCAGUGCCGAUGGUGGCCAAGGCGGCUCCGCCGGUGGCGUUGUCCUGGGGCUCUACAACAGUGUUUUGGCGGCCAAAGGAAAGGUCGCGUCGAUCGUCGUGCAGGGCGGCAACGGCGGCUUCGGCAGCGACGGCGGAGGUGCUGGCGCGGAUGCCAAGGUGGUUGUGGCCUACGGGGGCACGGUUAAGGUGUCGGGUGAGCUGGCCCUCACCGGCGGUCAGGGCGGCCUCGGCGGAGGUCUGGGCGGCUCUGCGCUCUUGAGCGUUCAGCACGGCGGCCAGAUCGACGUGGGAACCGAUGCGGUCUUGAUGUCGGGUGACGGCGGUGAUGGCCACCCCAACUCCACCGACGGCGGCAACGGAGGCGUCUCGGGUCUGCUCAUCGUCGAAGCCGGCAGCGUGACGGUCAAGCGCGAUGCUGUCUUCACCAGCGGCCGCGGCGGCAACGGCAACCAGGGAGGCUCCUCCCGUACCAGCUAUCUGGCUGCCGCGCCGGUCAGCGAUAUCCGAAAGAGGGCCACCACCACGAGCGCACACAAGAGUUCGCUGUCGGUUGCGAUCGGCGGCGAUCUGCGGCUGGUGAGCCGGCCGGCCGGCAAUGGCUCCACGUACGGCGGCGGCGGCAGCUGCAUCGCCGCCCGGACCACCAGCCUGACCGGCGACGUGGGCGGCAUCGUGCUCGACGUCUACGGCGCCCGACUUGCCGUCGCCGGCGACAUCUCCAUCGGCGGCUGCAGCGGCGGCCAAGGCUUUGGCGUGCGGGGUGGCUCGGCCGGAGUCACCGCCAUCACCUCGCUCGGGGGCUCGAUCGGCGUGGGUGGGUCGGUAUCGGUGACCGGCGGCGACGGCGGUCUCUCGGUCAAUAGCACGAAUGACGGGGGCCAAGGCGCGAUCGCCUUCCUGGCGGCCGACACGGACAGCUCGAUUGACAUCCAGGGUUCGCUCACGCUCGCGAGCGGCCGCGGCGGCGACGUGGUCAACGGCACCGGCAAUGGCGGAGACGUGGCUGCGAGCUCGAACAGCCAAGACCUGUUCGCGGGCGUUUCGCUCCAUGGAAGCUCGUCGGUCACCGUGGCAGGACUGGUGAGCGUCACCAGCGGGCCUUCGGGCAGCGUCAGCGCAGGGUCGGUUGAGGGUGCUGCUGGGAGGGCAGGCAGUCCCGCCACCAUGAGCAUCGUGGCCGAUGACAGCUCUGCCUUCACAGCGGGCGACGUCUCGCUUGUGGGCGGCGACACCGGCUUCGCCAUCACCAACGUGGCGGGCGAGGAGCCGGCCACUGACGACGAGGCCGACCUGGUCAACCCCACGGCUGUCGGCGCGUCCGGCCGGGGCGUGAUCACGAUCAACGGCAAGCUCUACGUGAAGGGGGGCAACGGCGGAAGCGAGAACCUAAGGCGCGCCCGCGACGCCGGCUCGGCGCAGGUCGCGGUCACUUCGUUCGGGCGCGCCAUCCUCCGCGGCACGGCCACCGUGUUGGGCGGCGACGGAGGCAACUCGGCCUCGGCCAGCGACAACGGCGGGAAUGGCGGCAUAGGUCUGCUCUAUGCGCGCAGCGAAGGCCAACUCACGUUCGGCGACCUGGUGCUGCGCGGUGGCGCGGCGGGUCAGGGCGCCCAGAUCUCGCUCGACGGCGAGCGGGGUCCGGCGCUGGCCACCGCCACCUACGGCGCCGCCGUGUUCCAGUCGGGCCGGUUGUCGCUCCGGGCCGGCGAUGCCCGCAACGCGUCGGUCUCGGCGUCGACGCGCUACCCGCCGCACUCGAUCGCACUCACGGCGGCCGAGUGGACGGUCUACCCGUGCUCGGGCGCUGGCAUCAGCUUCGCCGCCGACCCGGCCAACUCCUUCGCCCUCGCCCUCAGCUCCACCUUCCGGGAUUGCCGAGGGUCGGGCGCGAGCGUGGGCUACCCGACGCCGGUGUCCGAUGGCUCGGGCGACGCGUCGUGCGUGCCGUGCAGCUGCACCGAGUCGGCCUACAGCUCGUGCCCCUCGUCUGCCGCCUCGUCUGUCCUUCCUCCUCUACCACUCGCCUUCAUCUUUUCUUUUCUUUUCUGA
Acanthamoeba castellanii str. Neff is the source of this 2985-nucleotide messenger RNA. RefSeq lists its product as uncharacterized. The record is from RefSeq and is a predicted model, not a curated record. Lineage: Eukaryota; Discosea; Longamoebia; Acanthamoebidae. The transcript has 13 exons. Bases 1 to 2985 code for a protein of 994 amino acids.